AUGCCGCUGUAUAAGACCUUAUAUCCAUUAUUUCGAUCGUUGACUUUCCAGCGCUCUCUUUCACCGCGGACAGAGCUCACCAACCUUCUUCUCCAACUCUGCGAGAGUGAAUGCAAUGCGACACUCUAUUUCAAUAUCAUGAUACAAACCAAAUCCGGAAACAUGCCAACCCCCGCCAUGCACUACCGCCUCGCGACCCCCUCCGACGCCCCCCAAAUCCAACACCUAGUCCAAUCCGCCUUCCGCGCCCCAGACACAAGACCAAACUGGACCGGCGACACAGCUCUCGCCUCAGCCUUCCGCAUCGACACUGCGGAGAUCCUAUCCAAGAUCACCACGCCGGACAGCGCAUUCCUCCUCGCGACCGACCCCACCGGCGCGCUGAUCGCCUGCAUCGGAGUCUCCAGGUGCACCGCUAACGACAACCUCGCUCGCUUCUUCCUGCUCGCUGUCGAUGAAGCGUACCAGCGCUUUGGGAUCGGGCGGAAGAUCCUCGCUUACGCGGAGGAGUAUGCUCAUAGGGAAUGGGGAGUUAGACGGGGAGGGCUGAAUGCGCUUUCGACGCGUGAGGAGUUGAUAUUGUGGUAUCUGCGGUGUGGGUAUCAGCUCACCGGGGAGGUGACGCCGUUUCCGUUUGAGAGGUUUGCGGGUAUGGAGUUGCCUGAGAAUUUGUGUUUUCUGGAGAUGGAGAAGGCGUUGGUUGCGAUGUAA
Molecule: messenger RNA, 711 nt
Organism: Aspergillus fischeri NRRL 181
Lineage: Eukaryota; Fungi; Ascomycota; Eurotiomycetes; Eurotiales; Aspergillaceae
Product: GNAT family N-acetyltransferase
Exons: 2
Coding region: 1-711 (236 amino acids)
Molecular function (GO): acyltransferase activity, transferring groups other than amino-acyl groups
Source: RefSeq, a predicted model, not a curated record